This is a messenger RNA of Chlamydomonas reinhardtii, 2494 nucleotides long. RefSeq lists its product as uncharacterized. Lineage: Eukaryota; Viridiplantae; Chlorophyta; Chlorophyceae; Chlamydomonadales; Chlamydomonadaceae. The record is from RefSeq and is a predicted model, not a curated record. Bases 400 to 1863 code for a protein of 487 amino acids. The transcript is spliced from 7 exons. Gene Ontology annotation, biological process: protein ubiquitination. Gene Ontology annotation, molecular function: ubiquitin-protein transferase activity.
GCAGACGCGUACACUACAUAGCCCUUGUUUGAGCUAUCCCAGGGCUGGACCAACAUCGGGCACGAACUUAUCUUGGUGCUGCGUUGUAUCCCAAAUCGCGGUCGAGGCGCAGCGAUUACCUGCGUAUACCAAUCUGCUGCUGACUACCAACAUAUUCAAACGCAUUUACAUAGAAGCGCGCGGAGCCAGUCUCCGGUCGGUCCAAGCCGAUAUCAUAGGCAUUGCAAAUUGCUGGACGACGAGAGCGGCUGACCCAGCCGCCGGCGCACCCCACCUCCAGUGCUCGCACCGCAACUGGUAGCUGCCCGAAGCCUUGGGCGCUGCGGCAGCUGCUAGCUGCUGCUCCGCCGCCCAGCUUCGGCCUACACGGGGCCUCACAGGGACGCAUUUGGGUGCGCCAUGACGGCCGGGGGCGCCCUGUCCCAUUCCAGCAGCCUACGCGGGCCGCGGGGCUCUGUGAGCGUCAGUUCCGACGCGCCGGAUGACGCAGAGUGGCUGGAGAGCCCCAGUGACCUCAUCUGCCCCAUCACGCACGAACUGUUUGUGGAGCCGGUCAUCAACGCGGCGGGUCAGGUGUACGAGCGGGCGGCCAUUGAGAAGGCACUGGCCACAAAGCUGGUGGACCCAAUCAGCAACCUGCCGCUACCCAGCGCCUCGCUCACCACGGUGUGGCCCAUGAAGAGCAAGGCGGCCGCGUACCGAGAGCGAGCUGUGCAGGGUUGCAUCGCCCAGGUGUGCCGACCCAGCUGUCGCACGCCCGUCCGCUACCUGCGGCGUGCGGCGGAGCUGGCUGCGGGGGCGCUGGCCGGCGUGCCGCACGGCGGCGCCGUGCUGGGCGUGGCGGGCCUGACGCCCGAGGUGGUGGACUAUGUCCUCACGCACCCCAGCAGCAUCUACGACUUCCAGGCGCUCAGCCGCUUCGCCGCCUCGCUGGUGGGCUGCGGCCAGCGCGACCGCGCCGCCGCCCUGUAUACGCAGCUGCUGCAGCUGGCGGGCGACACCAGCCAGCAGGUGGAGGCGUUGCAGGGACUCCUGGAGUCGUGGGGCUUUGGCAAUGGCGGCGGCGGAAGCGCAGGCGACUGCUGCGGUGGCGAGGAGGAGGAGCCGGACGAGCAGCAGCUGGUGGAGCGGCUGGCGGCGCUGGCGUGUGCUGCCGACGGACACGGCGACGGCGGCUACCGACCUGCACGCUUCGUGGGGGUGCUGCUGGCGGCCGGGCUGCCUGAGGAGCUGGUGAUGCGGUUCUGCGAGCGCAUCCUAGGCAACAGCUGUAGCAGCAGCGGCGCCGCCGCACUGGCCGGUGGCGCUGCCUUCAGCGGCAGCAGCGGCAGCAACCUGGCGAACGGCGCGGGGGCGGCGUGUGGGGGCGGCGGCGGGCCUGGAGGUGCGACCGCGCACGGCCUGGCGGCGAGCAGUAGUGGGCGGCAGCUGCGGCAAAGCCACAGCGUGGAGGUCGCGGGUGCGCCGGGCUGGGCCGCGGGCGCGGGGUCGGGGCCGGGGUCGGCGGGGAAUGCGGAGCUGCUGUAUGUGUACACACUGCUGCGGUGCGGGCGCCUGGAGGCGGCGCUGGAUGCCCUGCGGCGGCAGUUCACAGGGGCGGGCGGCGGAGGCGCCGGCGACAGGGCCGGCGGGGCCCACCGUUUCAGCGGCAGUGGCGACGGCGACAUUGCGGUGCUGGGGGACGUGGCCGGGCCUGGGGCGGGCGGGCGUGGGCGCUUCUGGCGGCGGCGGCAGAACAUCCAGCGGGUGGUGUGCUCGGCUGUGUACGGCCUCGUCACGCUCACCAACUGCAGGUGGCCCCUGGCGCGGGUGCUGAAGGUCGCCAGCGUGCUGCUGCUGCUCAAUCCGCAGCAGCCGCGAUGAUACGGUAUAACACUUCAACGCGACGCGAAUAAGCAUGCGGUAGGCUGUGUUUCGCAGCUUGGAUCGGCAGGUAGCGAGUACGUCAUGUUUGGGUCCCGAAGCGGCCGGCGCUGCUGCAAUUUUGGCGAAGCUGGCAUGGAGAUGGCGUUUGCCCCGCUAGCAUGUGUAGAUGUACACUAAUGGCCUGAAGUGGGCGAAGUCGCUUGGCAAAUGGCAUGGGGCCCCCAACAGUUUUGACGGUUGUAUUGCUCAACGAGGGAAGCUUGAAAUGGGUUGCACCAGAAGCCAAUCAUUGGUUUAGGCAGUGAGGCCGUGAGGGUGCACUGGUCCUACCGCUGUGAGGAUGGCCAGCCCUUUGCGCGGUGCUUGCGACGCACGUCUGGGGCAGACACGCACGCCGUUUCUUUUCUUACUCGUAUUGGACUAGUUUCAAUGUUUGAUGGCUAUCGCAUUCCAUCGGUACCGUAUUCGCGCGUACCGCAACCGCGUGUGCAGACGUGCGUUAGUGUGGCAUGGGGUCCUAGCUGUCCUCCCUUUGCAGCUGUACUUGGUGACCUUAACAGUGCUGCGGGACUCCCGAGCACGCGCCUCUGAUGCCAUGAAGGACACUCCGAGGUCGGAAGCAAGAUUG